Messenger RNA from Aspergillus welwitschiae, 1398 nucleotides. RefSeq lists its product as uncharacterized. The transcript has a single exon. The record is from RefSeq and is a predicted model, not a curated record. The coding region runs from base 310 to 1326 and encodes 338 amino acids. Lineage: Eukaryota; Fungi; Ascomycota; Eurotiomycetes; Eurotiales; Aspergillaceae.
UUUAAGCCUAUGAGGUAUAACAUGGACUCACAAGAUGAUGCUCGAUUCUGAGGAAUCCCGCCCCACCCUUGACAUCACCACGUGUGCAAAGACCUGCUGAAGCUUAAACCCGGCUUAUCACCGCACUCUCUCCCGAACUUUAUUAUCCAGAGGCCCGAUAUAUCCGGCAGUACUGGUCAUGAGAAGAAUUUACAUCUUUACUCUCAUCUCCCAUAUUCCGUAGUAUUGCUAAUAGAUCUACUAUUUAUACCAUUUACCCCUGGCUUAAUUAAAUCAUCAGUAACCAUCACAUCAAAACAACAACUUACAAUGGCGACAAUCCUCUACAACCAACUCUUCGUCACUCCCUCUCUCCCCCCCGCCCCCUUCCCCUUCCACAACCGUACCGUCAUCAUAACGGGCGCCAACACCGGUCUCGGCCUAGCAGCAGCCCAUCACAUCGCCUCCGGCCCCAUCGGCAAGCUCAUCCUCGCCGUCCGCAACCUCUCCGCCGGCGAGUCCGCCCGUGCCGAGAUCCUCAAUGCCCAGCCCGAUUGCGAGCCUCAAACCGUCGAGGUCUGGCCCUUAGAUCUGGCCUCCUACGACUCCGUCCGCGCCUUCGCUACCCGCGCAACCACUACGCUCGACCGUCUCGAUGUUCUUCUCUGCAACGCGGGUCUCGCGACGUUUCAGUGCUCCAAGGCAGAGGGCCACGAACGCAUGAUCACGGUCAAUGUGAUUUCGACGUUCUUGUUGGCUGUGCUACUGGUGCCGAAGUUGAGGGAGACGAGGAGGCUGUGUCAACAGAUGGGGGAAGAAGGGCACAUCCCUGUGUUGUCGAUAGUAGCAAGUGAAGUCCAUGCAUUUACCAAGUUUCCCGAGAGGAAUGCGCCCGCAGAGAAAGGGGUGGGUGUGUUUGAGGCGCUGGAUGAGCCGGAACGGUACUAUAAAACGAUGGCAGAGCGGUACCGCACGUCAAAGUUAUUGGAUGUGCUAUUGGCGAGGGAGUUGGCGGAUCGAAUAGGGGAUGAUGAUAUUGUGGUCAAUUGUCUGAAUCCGGGGCUUUGUCGGUCGCAAUUAGCCAGGGAGAUGGAUAAUGUGGUGGUUAGGAUUAUGUUGCGGUUGUUGGGGAGGACGGCGGAAGUGGGGAGCAGGACGUUGGUGACGGCUGCGGCGGCGGGGAGGGAAAGUCAUGGACAGUAUAUGUCGAAUGGAGUGGUGUGUCCGCGGGAAUUAUCGUCAUUUGUGACGAGUGAGGAGGGGAGGAGGACGCAGAAGAGAGUGUGGGAGGAGUUGAGUGAUAUUUUGGAGCAGAUUCAGCCGGGGAUUAUGCGGGGGGUGGUUUAAUUGUGUGUUUGAUUAAGACUGGGUUGUUUGUAUACUAAUAGUGACCAAUUCCACUUAAUGCUAAUGAUGCCC